Messenger RNA from Sabethes cyaneus, 1920 nucleotides. Its product is annotated as pre-mRNA-splicing factor CWC22 homolog. Gene Ontology annotation, biological process: mRNA splicing, via spliceosome. Gene Ontology annotation, cellular component: catalytic step 2 spliceosome. The record is from RefSeq and is a predicted model, not a curated record. NCBI's taxonomy places the organism in Eukaryota, Metazoa, Arthropoda, Insecta, Diptera, Culicidae. Gene Ontology annotation, molecular function: RNA binding; protein binding. Bases 1 to 1920 code for a protein of 639 amino acids. The transcript has a single exon.
AUGUCCGACGUGGAAAAUACCCGCUCGCGAGUGAAAAAACGCGACCGCAGUGCAUCGGUCGGUCCGCUCAGUGAGCCGAACAAACAUCGCAAAAAGCACUCACGGGAAGGACAUAGUUCACGUUCCAGAUCAAGAUCCUCGUCGCGGUCCUGUAUUCGUGACAGAAAAGGCAGACAGGGUGAACGUAGAAAACCAAGAGACCGUGACCGCAGAGCGAAAAACCGUCACAGUCUGGAACCAGGUGAACGUCCCCGAAGUAAAAGUGUUGAGAAACCUGCUGGCAACAGAAAACCGGCAGUUGAUUUGCUAACGUCGAAAACGGGGGGCGCGUAUAUUCCACCGGCCAAACUUCGUAUGAUGCAAGCGGAAAUCACCGAUAAGACGUCUGCUGCGUACCAACGAAUUUCCUGGGAGGCACUUAAAAAAUCCAUCCUCGGUCACAUUAACAAAGUGAACGUCGACAAUAUUGGCAUUAUCACUCGGGAGCUGCUACGGGAGAAUAUUGUUCGCGGCCGUGGACUGUUGUGUCGAUCGAUUAUUCAAGCGCAAGCAGCAUCACCUACUUUUACGCGUAGCUACGCCGCUCUGGUAGCAAUUAUUAACUCGAAAUUUCCUAACAUCGGCGAGCUGCUGCUGAAACGGUUAGUAAUUCAAUUUAAGCGCAGCUUCCGUCGAAACGACAAAAGCAUCUGCCUGUCGGCAUCCCGUUUUGUGGCACAUCUCGUCAAUCAACGGGUGGCGCAUGAAAUUCUCGCGCUGGAAAUUCUAACACUGCUGGUGGAGAACCCGACGGAUGAUUCCGUCGAGGUGGCAAUCGCGUUCCUGAAGGAAGUCGGUCAAAAACUGACCGAGGUUUCCGGGAAGGGAGUCAACGCUAUUUUUGAGAUGCUGAAAAAUAUUCUGCAUGAGGGAAAGUUGGACAAACGUGUGCAGUACAUGAUUGAGGUGUUGUUUCAAACUCGAAAGGAUGGGUUUAAGGACCAUGCGGCCGUGAUUGAUUCGCUGGAGCUGGUCAAGGAGGAUGAUCAGAUUACGCAUUUGAUAAUGCUGGACGAAGCGAACGACACGCAGAAUAUUCUCGAUGUAUUCAAGGUGGACAAUGAUUAUGAGGAAAAUGAGGCAAAAUAUAAGGCGAUCAGUAAGGAGAUUCUCGGCAGCGAUGAUAGUGAUAAUGAUGGUGAUGGUGGGGGUUCGUCCAGUGGUAGUGGAAGCGAUAGUGACUCGGAUGGAGAAGCUGACUCCGACGGAGGUAGUGGCGAAGAAGGAGACGGUAAUCAGAAGCAGUUGAUCGUGGAUAACACAGAGACCAACUUGAUCGCACUUCGGAGGACAAUCUAUUUGACGAUUCAUUCCAGUUUGGACUACGAGGAAUGUGCACAUAAGCUAAUGAAGAUGGAACUAAAGCCAGGACAGGAGCAGGAAUUAUGCCACAUGUUUUUAGAUUGCUGUGCUGAGCAGAGAACUUACGAAAAGUUCUUCGGUCUGCUAGCGCAAAAAAUCUGCAUAACUAACAAAAUAUACAUCGAGUCAUUUGAGCAGAUUUUUAGCGAAACCUAUUCCACAACGCACAGAUUGGAUACGAACCGGUUGCGUAACGUGAGCAAAUUUUUCGCUCAUUUACUCUUCACCGAUUCCAUCGGUUGGGACGUGUUGCGUUGCGUUCGGCUCAACGAGGAGGACACCACCAGUUCUAGUCGCAUCUUUAUUAAGAUUCUCUUUCAGGAACUAUGCGAGUAUAUGGGUCUUGCUAAGUUCAACAAUCGGCUCAAGGACCCAACCCUGGCCGAGCCUUUGGACGGGAUUUUCCCGCGGGACAAUCGACAAAACACACGCUUUGCGAUAAAUUUUUUGACCGCAAUUGGAUUAGGCGGGUUGACAGAUGACCUGCGUGAUUUUUUCAAAAAUGAUAGCUUUGAAUAA